This is a messenger RNA of Aethalodelphis obliquidens (Pacific white-sided dolphin), 523 nucleotides long. It is a transcript of the gene UQCC2, whose product is annotated as ubiquinol-cytochrome c reductase complex assembly factor 2. Gene Ontology annotation, cellular component: mitochondrial matrix. Gene Ontology annotation, biological process: mitochondrial respiratory chain complex III assembly. The record is from RefSeq and is a predicted model, not a curated record. Lineage: Eukaryota; Metazoa; Chordata; Mammalia; Artiodactyla; Delphinidae. Bases 60 to 470 code for a protein of 136 amino acids. The transcript has 4 exons.
CAAGCUCCACCUGUCCCCGCCGACUCCUCCCUCAGGGGUGGAGACAAGCAGGGCCCAAAAUGGCGGCUAGCCGCUACAGGCGUUUUCUUAGACUCUGUGAGGAAUGGCCAGUGGACGAGACCAAAAGAGGCCGGGACUUGGGCGCUUAUCUGCGGCAGCGGGUAGCGCAGGCCUUUCGGGAGGGAGAGAACACCCAGGUUUCAGAGCCUGAGGCCUGUGAUCAGAUGUACGAGAGCUUAGCACGGCUCCAUGCAAACUACUACAAACACAAGUACCCUCGCCCCAGAGACACAAGCUUCAGUGGUCUGUCCCUGGAAGAAUACAAACUGAUCCUGUCCACAGAUACCUUGGAAGAGUUUAAGGAGAUGAAUAAAGGCAUGUGGAAGAAACUGCAGGAGAAGUUUGCCCCCAGGGAUCCCGAGGAGCAGCAUAAGGCCUGGGCUCGGGCCUUAACACGCCCACAUACCUAAGCGUAAAGUCGUGGACGUUGCCAUUAUCAAUAAAAUGCCCUGAUUUCCCUUUC